This is a messenger RNA of Erythranthe guttata (spotted monkey flower), 827 nucleotides long. RefSeq names its product ferredoxin-thioredoxin reductase, variable chain, chloroplastic. NCBI's taxonomy places the organism in Eukaryota, Viridiplantae, Streptophyta, Magnoliopsida, Lamiales, Phrymaceae. Gene Ontology annotation, biological process: photosynthesis. The record is from RefSeq and is a predicted model, not a curated record.
UCCACCGAUUUUUUUUUUUGUUUUAUAAUUCCAAUCGAUCUGAACCCACAAAGAAAUCUCGAAAUUCCUUCACCAGAUAGAUCGCAGCCAUGGCUACAUCUCCGGCGUUCUUCUCCUCGAUUCUCAACUUCCCCAAUUCCAAAAUCACAAACCCUAAUUUGGGUUCCCGCAGGAUGAACUCCGGGGUCAGAAAACCCCAAAUUCCCCCCAAUUUCCACACCUCCGGACACCGCAUUUCCGUCGCCGACGCCUCCCCAUCGCCGUCGUGCUCGUGCAACUCAGCCACCAUCUCCAAUUCGCUAACCCUAGAUCACGACAGCAUCAACGACGAGGAGCUGAAGAAAGCCGAAUCGAAAUUGGGGGCGAAGGUUCGGGUCAAGGCGCCGCUCGUAGUCUACCAUAUCCCCAAAUUGCCGGAGCUCGAUUUGACGGGUAAAGUUGGAGUCUUGAAGCAGUACGUCGGCGUUCAUAAAGGUAAGAAAAUAUCUGCGAAUUUGCCGUACAAGAUCGAGUUUGUGGCCGAUGAUUUACCCGGGCGUGACGGUAAGCCCGUGAAAUUCUCCGCUCAUUUAAGGGAAGAUGAGUUUGAAUUUCUUGAUUGAUUUAUUGAUUGAUUGAUUUUCUGUUUCGAUUGGGAAAUCAUGGUUUUUAUUGUUUUCUCCGGUGGGGGUAGUUAGUUUUUGUAAUAAUAAUUUUGUCUGCAGGGCUACUAUACUUGCUCUUACCACAUUGUAGAUAAUUUGUACUGUUUGUAUUUUCGUUAUUUUACGCCGGUCUUAUUACAUGAAAUGGCCUUUUUCGAAAUGUUGUUGUUGCCUUUGUGUAUU